This is a messenger RNA of Galleria mellonella (greater wax moth), 660 nucleotides long. Its product is annotated as small proline-rich protein 2B-like. Lineage: Eukaryota; Metazoa; Arthropoda; Insecta; Lepidoptera; Pyralidae. Bases 1 to 426 code for a protein of 141 amino acids. The transcript has 2 exons. The record is from RefSeq and is a predicted model, not a curated record.
AUGAGUGCUUCUUUUUACAGUUUUGAUCCAUGCGUUUGCACAGGAAUGCCCUGCGGGGCGUGCUACCCCUACAGCACUAAACCCUGCGUAGCUUCCCGAAACGACUUGAGCAUCUGUUCCGUCUGUCCUGGCGGUGGAUGCUCCCCUUGUCCAGCUCCAGUGCGUCCAUGUCCAGAGCCUUGCCCACCACCGCCAGUUCUACCCUGUUUGUCUCCGUGCCCACCUUGCGACAAGCCUAGCACCCCUAUCCCAAGACCAGUUCCAUUAUGUGACUCGAUAGCAAUACCAUGCUGUAGGCCGAACCGUUGUAGGCCAUGUCCGUGUUACUGCUGCACCGAGCCCGCUGUCUGCUCCCCCAAACGCUACAGUUACCCAGGAGUUCCUGUAUGUUCUGGUUGCUGUGGGCCUUGCAUGCCCGUCUGGUAGCCAACCGGAAAUCCCCAAAAUAUGUGCCACUUUUUUAAACGUUAUUUAUAAAUUGGCUGUGUUUUGUUUCUCCCCACAGGACUAAUUUAUCUUAAUAUGUUAAUCUUAAGUCCAUAUUUAGAAGUGUGACCUUAAGAUUAUUCUGUAGGUAGAUAUCUUAGUCACUUAAACCAAAUAAAAUUCAUUAUGUCUGUUUGUAAUGUCGGAAGAAAAUAAAUUAUGCAGUCCUUAGAA